Molecule: messenger RNA, 2939 nt
Organism: Daphnia pulex (common water flea)
Lineage: Eukaryota; Metazoa; Arthropoda; Branchiopoda; Diplostraca; Daphniidae
Product: protein glass-like
Exons: 5
Coding region: 526-2559 (677 amino acids)
Biological process (GO): regulation of transcription by RNA polymerase II
Molecular function (GO): DNA-binding transcription factor activity; RNA polymerase II cis-regulatory region sequence-specific DNA binding
Source: RefSeq, a predicted model, not a curated record
AGUUUUGUGCCGGCUGGACCGAGCACAGCACAGGACACAUUCUCUUUCCCGGCAACGAAGCGACCGGACAGUUCAGCUCAUCAGUCUAACUUAAUCGCUCGACGCGGACAGUUGCGUUGGCGACUCGAUUAAGACUUACUACCUCCACACUCUCUCUACUACUACUACUACUACUCCUACUACUCCACCCUCCCAUUCAUUCUGGUUUCCCAGAAAACAAUUUGACAUUUAGCAAUUAUUUUGGCAACAUCAACUAGCAAAGUUUCGGUUUACCCCAAGACAAUUGGACGAAUACAAUUCUCAAGUCUUCUACGUGGAUACUAUUGCGCAUCAAUGUCCCAGUGAUUACGUAGUGCUUCACUCGCCGCUGCAGCCAAGGAUUUUAAAUUAAUUCGGUCGCGCCGGAAUUCGAAGAAAAAAUUGCAGGCACAGCAGCAUCCAGGGCAACCAGGACUUUUUUUCAUCAGGACUGCUCAUACUCUCGCUCUCUCAGUCUGACGCUGCCUCCGGCUUCAAUAUAAAAAGAUGGAGAGCUGCUACGUACCAAACAAUCCCAAUUUCGCCUCGGUGGACCAGUGGACGCCUCCCAGUCCGACAUCUCCGCCCGUCACUUCGUCGGCUGAAGUCAAGCAGCAUCAUCAGCAACAGCAACAGCAGCAGCAGCAACAACAGCAGCAGCAGCAGCAACAACAACAGCAGCAGCAACAGCAUUUCACUCAUCAUCACCAACAUCAUCACGAUCCCGUGAUUCAACAAUUGUGCGACUCGGCCGAUUUGGUUCACUCAGGCAAUGCAAUUUCUUCAUCGGUCGGAAACGAUCCUUCCAGUACCGGUCAACUGACUUCACUGUCCGCUUUGCCACCCGUACAGGAAUUGUUGGGUCCCUGCCGAAGUCCAAACGGUGACGGAUCCGGCGGCAAUAAAGAUCGAGGUGGAGAUCCAUUUUCCGGCUACUCGUUGACGGCAUUGGACUUUGAGCCUUUGCCUGGAUUCCUUACUCUCAGUUCGUGUGCAUCUUACAAACAACACCAAGAAAUGGGCGACUUGCCACUUAGUUUCAAAUCCGGACAAUCGUCCCAUUCAAUCGGCAACUACGGCUCCUUGUACUCUAACCACCACUCGCCCCAACCGCAUUCCCACCAACAUCAACAGCAAGGUCCCAUGUCUCCAUUCUCCGCCGCCGUGGCUGCCGCUACUCAACAGCAGCAAUCGCAAAAUUCCGCCAUGAAUGGCAAUUCCGGCAACGGUCAGUGCCAAUACUCUUUCCAUGGAGCAACGUCGACACCAUCCCAAACGGCAAAGAUGCCCCAUCAUCACCACCCUCACCAUCAUCACCCCCACCACCAAUCAGCACCGGCUAAUUCGACGCCAACUUAUCAGGACAGCAACUACGGAGGAGCUGGAUGCGGAAGCGCUGGAAUCUUUCCGUCCAUGAGCGUCAACGUUUCGAUGAACAUGACGAUGGGCAUGGGAAUGAGUAUGGGGCCUACCAUGAGUUACGGAAUUGAAACUGGCGCACCGCUCCAGUGCUGGAACACUCACAACGUCACCUCCGGAAUUCAUCACUUACCAGGAGUUGCGGCAGCGGCGGCGGCCGCAGCAGCCGUGACGGUCAACCCGAACAAUACGGGUUAUCCCAUUGCCCCACCAGCUCAAGCUCUACUUAGUCCAAUCCAGGUUUCCUACAAUUCUAAUAUUUACCCGACAUCUUUCACGCCAUCUUCGGCAUCCGGUUAUUGUUUGCCCGGUGAUUGGCGACCCACUGCUGCGGAUCCCCCAGGUCUUUACGAACUUAAGGAGCUGAAAGAGUCGUCGCCCAGUCCAUUCAGUAACAGUGGCGGAAGUGGCAAAAACUUUGCCAAGUCCAAAUCCUCCCCCGUGGUCCAACAGCAACAUCAAAAUAAUUACUCGACUUAUCCGGCGGUGGAAGCUUAUCCCAUCCAACCCGGAAGCAACAGUCCAGUGGCGUCGAAAAAACGUUCCAUUCAGGUGAGGCAACCCAGCGUCACGCCGUCGGUGCCCAGUCUGACACCAACAGUUGACUACGAUGGAGAAAUGGCGUCCUGCGGCAGUGGAGUCUCGAGCAGCAGCAGCAGCGGAAGCAGCGUAGGAUUAGGCGGAGCCGGACAGGGGAAGGCAAACUUGUGCCGGGUUUGUGGUAAAACGUACGCAAGGCCCAGCACGCUCAAAACCCACAUGCGGACCCAUUCCGGCGAGAGGCCGUACAGGUGCGGUGACUGCCACAAAUCUUUUAGUCAAGCGGCCAAUUUGACGGCCCACGUACGAACCCAUUCGGGAGAGAAACCAUUCCGUUGUCAGAUCUGUGACCGGCGCUUCUCUCAGAGCUCGUCCGUCACGACUCACAUGCGGACGCAUUCCGGAGAGCGCCCCUACCGUUGUCGAAUGUGCAAGAAGGCUUUUUCAGAUUCUUCGACACUCACCAAGCACAUGCGAAUUCAUUCGGGCGAGAAGCCCUAUCAAUGCAAGCUGUGCUUACUUCGGUUCUCUCAGUCGGGUAACCUCAAUCGGCACAUGCGAGUCCAUUCGGCUACGUCUUGAUCUGUUUCGGGUUCACGGCUCUUUUAAAGGGGGAAAAAAGGUAAAGUCUGAUUAUAAAUAAUAAAAAAAUCAUGUCCAAAAAAUAUCUCCUUUACGGGGGAGGGCUUGUACAGUGUCAAUUUACAUCACAUGCAUUCCCCAACGAUUUCAAUGUUUUGUUUUUUUUCCCGUCAAACCAAAGUUUUCCCUGUUUUUUUUUGUCUGUCGCCAAUAUCGUAAAUGUUUCUUUCCCAUAGUCACAUCCCACUUUGGCUUGCGACUGGUCGCCUUUGCGUCCGAGGGAAAUUUCUGUUUCGAAAUUCUCAUUUUAAUAUUUACGACUGAUCUCACAUCACAUGUAAAAAUAAUACGAUAUCGAAUACAAUACACUUGAAGCUCUA